GGUGCAUUUGCACGAUCAGUCGCAUUUAUCUUUCGCUUGCAUUUGCACGUCUCAGCCGGCGCGGUCCAGCGACACAGUGUCCCGAUGCCAGUGAGCCAGUGGAUUAAUCACAAGUGGUGAUCGCGAGGAAGGAAGGGGCUGUGAUCGGCUGCAACGAGAAUUGCGAUUUUCGUGAGGAGCCAGAGCGAGAUCAGUUCGCGACACAAAGUGUGCAGCGCCAGAGCCGAAAGUAUUUGUAGUGCGGGGUGUCCGAGUCAGCGGGAGCACCUCCGGACACGUUGCCCGACCUCAAAAGUGUGGAAAAAUAUUAUGGCCUUGGCUAGGCUGCCUGCGGUGAGCGAGUGCGGCGCGGGCGGCCCUGUGCAGAUCCAAGCGGCGCGGCCGAGCAGCAGCGGGGGUGGGCCCGCCCCUGGGGGCGGCAGUUCCCCGCAACAGGGCGCCCAGCCGAGCGGCAUGGCCGUUUCGCGCGUGCCCAGCCCGCCGCCUCCGGAAGUCAACACCCCUGUGGCCGAGAACUGGUGUUACACCCAGGUGAAGGUGGUAAAAUUUAGCUACAUGUGGACCAUAAACAAUUUUAGCUUCUGUCGAGAAGAAAUGGGAGAAGUUUUGAAAUCGUCCACCUUCUCGGCAGGUGCCAAUGACAAGCUCAAAUGGUGUUUGCGGGUCAACCCCAAGGGUCUUGAUGAAGAGAGUAAAGACUAUUUGUCUCUCUACCUCCUGUUGGUCUCCUGUAACAAAUCAGAGGUCCGAGCGAAGUUCAAGUUCUCCAUUUUAAACGCGAAACGCGAAGAAACCAAAGCAAUGGGGGGUCGAUGCUUGACCAUUAGCGGCUCCAAGGGUCGCAACCAAAACUACAUCUCCAACGAGAGUCAAAGAGCCUAUCGCUUCGUGCAGGGUAAAGACUGGGGCUUCAAGAAGUUCAUCCGAAGAGACUUCCUCCUCGACGAGGUCAACGGACUUCUGCCCGAUGACAAACUCACAAUAUUCUGCGAAGUGAGCGUCGUGGCAGACAGCGUCAAUAUCUCUGGCCAGUCAAACGCCAUUCAGUUCAAAGUGCCCGAGUGCCGCUUGUCCGACGACUUUGGGCUGCUCUUUGAGAACCAGAAAUUCAGUGAUGUCACGCUGGCCGUGGCAGGAAGAGAGUUCCAGGCACAUAAAGCCAUCCUAGCCGCUCGGAGUCCUGUGUUUGCCGCCAUGUUCGAGCACGAGAUGGAAGAGCGGAAACACAAUCGAGUCGAGAUCGCGGACGUGGACCACGAGGUGCUGCGCGAAAUGCUGCGCUUCAUCUACACGGGACGGGCAACCUGCCUGGACAAGAUGGCCGACGACCUGCUGGCCGCCGCUGACAAGUACGCGCUGGACAGACUCAAGGUCAUGUGCGAGGAGGCCCUGUGCACCAACCUGAGCAUAGAAAACGUGGCUGACACCCUGAUCCUCGCCGACCUGCACAGCGCAGACCAACUGAAGGCGCAGGCCAUCGAGUUUAUCAACACAUGUGUGACCCGCUAUGCUGGUGCUGAUUGCAGGCACGCGACCGACGUGAUGGAGACUGCCGGCUGGAAGAGCAUGGUGCAGUCCCACCCACACCUCAUCGCCGAGGCCUUUCGUUCCCUAGCCACCCAGCAGAUACCUCCGAUCGGCCCGCCGAGGAAGCGCGUCAAGCCCAGCUGAAAGCACACCCUGUGCUGAGCCGCCAAAUCAUCCCCCAUCACUACCACCACCACUUCAGCAACAUUUCUUAUGUGUUCAAGCCAUGCCACUAACACGACGUGUCCCACCCAUUUGUAUUAACCCUAAUUUUGUGCAAACCCACACACAAACAAACCUCCUCUCACACUCGAGCCGCCAAAAAGUCGUCGAAGAGAGGCGAAGAAAGAAGUUCUCUUUCCGAACGAGCUGCGAGCUGUGUCUGUCUGUGCGACCAACUUAAUCAAAAUGGACCUGUGUUGUUUGAUUUGCAGACAAACACACACUCACUCUCACAGUGCGUGUGAUAUACUACGUUUUUUUUUUCUUUGUUGAACUGAUCAGUGCUGAAAGUGACUUCUUGGAUAAACCCUAUUUUCAGGGCGUUACUCUUUUUUAGUUAGUGAUUGAUUUUGAAAUGUCAGUAGUGAUUCUUAUAUCAUGGUAAUUAAUUCGUUGUCGGUCGAGCGAACUCUUUUCACCACCUGUGAACUAAAAACGAGAUGAUGAUGAAAUCGUUCUGACGGGAAGCAUUUUUUCCAAAUGUGACUAAAUAAAGGUAGAAAAGCGUUAGCUGGUGAUGCCAUUUAAAAAAUGUGUAAAAUUUGCUGCUGUAGGAUGAUGAUGAUAAUUUUUCACGAAGGGUAUAUAAAAUUAAAAUAUCCCUAGAUCUCAUACACUUGUAAUGAAAACGACAAACUACUGUUAAAAUGUUGAUUUUCUAACUCGUAGUUUUCCUCCGUGUUUGUUACAAACUACUGUUUUUCCCCCAUCCUCUUCCUCCUGAUUUGCGAGCACAUAAUUGUUGUAAGGGCAAAAACCACUUGAUCGUGCAUGGGAUUUGAUAAAAUUGUUGAAAAGAGAAAGACCAUUUUUUAAUGUUAUAAAAAAAUACCGUUGACCUCUCCUCGAUUGUGCCAACUUGGACAGUAUUUUUUACCAAUUUUUCUCCGAGACGAUAAAGUGCGAGCAAAUUGUGCACCCUGAAAUUUGGCGCAUUUCCCUCUUCAAAUUGUAAUUCAACGGACAAACCAGCCACAUUGAAAACUCACUGACUCACUUUUCUUCUUGAUAUCUCUUUUGACAAAACGCUGCAUUUCUCCUCUCUGGUUCUGUAUUUAUGUAAAAAGUCGCUUGAUUUUUUCCCCGGAAUAAUUUUUGCAAAAACACGCAGUUUCCUCUUUUAUAUUCAUUGAACCGCGUUCUUGAUUUAUAUUUAGAAGACCAUCCUGAAAACCGUUCGAGGCUCAAAUCUGAAGAUGAAAAAAGUUUCUAUACCUCCCCCGUCAGCCGUAGUGUCCAGAUGUAUACGACCCUCCUCCUCAAUUACAAGUGAUGAAAAUUGAAUGAAGAUUCACGUCAAACGUGUUGCAAUUCCCUCCUCUUAAGAUAUAAUUCAAAGAAAUUAAAAAAAAAAAACUGAUCAAGAAUCACAAAAUCCUCAGAAUCUGUAAAAAUGAAUGAUAUUGCUGUGCUUUCCUCCAGUUAAAAGAGAGUAUUCCGCGCUUCUGAUACUACGCGUUACUUUGCAAAAAUUAUUUUUAGUUGUACAAACAAUACUGCCACGAGCACUUAAAGCACUAAUUACGAAUGGAAAGUAAUAAUUACAUAAUUGUCUGUUUCGAUUUUUUGUUCCUAAUGCUAAAAGUUGAAUGUGAAGAGAAUAAUUAAUAAAUUUUAAAAACGCGA
Molecule: messenger RNA, 3375 nt
Organism: Neocloeon triangulifer
Lineage: Eukaryota; Metazoa; Arthropoda; Insecta; Ephemeroptera; Baetidae
Gene: rdx
Product: speckle-type POZ protein B
Exons: 9
Coding region: 310-1671 (453 amino acids)
Biological process (GO): regulation of proteolysis; proteasome-mediated ubiquitin-dependent protein catabolic process
Cellular component (GO): nucleus; cytoplasm
Molecular function (GO): ubiquitin protein ligase binding
Source: RefSeq, a predicted model, not a curated record